Molecule: messenger RNA, 903 nt
Organism: Dictyostelium discoideum AX4
Lineage: Eukaryota; Evosea; Eumycetozoa; Dictyosteliales; Dictyosteliaceae
Gene: mcfG
Product: mitochondrial substrate carrier family protein
Exons: 2
Coding region: 1-903 (300 amino acids)
Biological process (GO): transmembrane transport
Cellular component (GO): mitochondrial inner membrane
Source: RefSeq, a predicted model, not a curated record
AUGGCAUCAAAUAAUAAAGAUUCACAAUUAAUGAUUGCAUUAAAAGAUAUUGUUGCAGGUUCAAUUGGUGGUGUUGGUCAAGUUUUUACUGGUCAUCCAUUGGAUACCAUUAAAGUCCGUCUUCAAACACAAUCAGUUGGAAAUCCAAUUUAUUCAGGCACAAUGGAUUGUUUAAAAAAAACAAUUUCUCAAGAAGGUUUUGCAGGUUUAUAUAAAGGUGUUGCAUCACCAUUAGUUGGAUUAAGUAUUAUGAAUUCAGUAAUGUUUUUAGCAUAUGGUCAAAGUAAAACAUUAAUUCAAAAGUUAAGUGAUAAUCCAAAUGAAGCAUUAGAUUUGAAAGGAUUAACAGCAGCAGGUGCAUUAGCAGGUAUUGCAAUUGGUUUUGUAGAUGCACCAGUAGAUUUAUUUAAAUCACAAAUGCAAGUUCAACAAGGUGAUAAGAAUCAAUAUAAAUCAACAGCAGAUUGCGCAAAACAAAUUUGGAAGGUUGGUGGUGUUCGUGGUGUUUUCCAAGGUUUAGGUGCAACUUUGGUUAGAGAUAUCCCUGCAAACGCUUGUUAUUUCGGUGCCUAUGAAUUAUGUAGAGAUUUUUUAGCUUCAAAGGAUAAUAUUAGUGUCAACCAAUUAUCAUCACUCCAAAUUAUGGCUGCUGGUGGUGCUGGUGGUGUCUCUUAUUGGACACUCACUUAUCCAGCCGAUGUUGUCAAAAGUACAAUGCAAACUGAUGCCAUCGUCAAAUCUCAACGUAAAUAUAAAAAUAUGAUCGAUUGUGCCUCUAAAAUUUAUAAACAACAAGGUAUCGCAGGUUUCUAUAAAGGUUUCACACCAUGUUUCAUCAGAUCUGUACCUGCAAAUGCCGCUUGUUUUGUCUUAUACGAAAAGGCUAGACAAAUUAUGAGUUAG